Molecule: messenger RNA, 2058 nt
Organism: Hemibagrus wyckioides
Lineage: Eukaryota; Metazoa; Chordata; Actinopteri; Siluriformes; Bagridae
Product: chemokine XC receptor 1-like
Exons: 2
Coding region: 34-1275 (413 amino acids)
Biological process (GO): chemotaxis; G protein-coupled receptor signaling pathway; immune response
Cellular component (GO): membrane
Molecular function (GO): chemokine receptor activity
Source: RefSeq, a predicted model, not a curated record
ACAUGUUUGGUUUCAGGAAAAGAAUAUUCAUGAAUGAAGUGUAUGGCUGCCUUGCUAGGGGAAAAAAAAAAGGAACACUUCCUUUUUCUUUUCUUUUUUUUUAGGAAGAGGAGUGUUUUCACAGCUUUACUAAAAUCAGUGUAUCAAAGCAGUCAUGGUUCAUUUACAGCCAGAAAUGUUAUGUGGAUACAAGUGAACCCCAACCCACUCCCCCAAAAGUUCAUUCAUCUAGCUGUAAAUGUUUUGUCUGUUCUUCAACCAUCAAAACUAAAGGAGCUACAUUUUUUCAGUGAUCCAUUUGAAGAGGAACAAAUGGAUUACACAGAUAACAACACAGAAUCAUUCUAUAUAAUGUAUACGUAUACUAAUAUUGAUGACAUUCCCGAUCAAUUGUGUCGCAAGGACGCCGUGGCAAAAGUUGGAUCCAUCGUUGUCCCGUUAUUCUUCAGCAUUGUGGUGUUGCUCAGUCUAAUUGGUAACAUCUUGGUUCUUGUGACUCUUGCGUACUAUGAGAAUCUCAAAUCUUUGACCAACAUCUUCAUCCUCAACCUGGCCGUGUCGGACCUGAUCUUCACUGUGGGACUGCCGUUCUGGGCUUGUUACUACAUCUGGGGUUGGACACUCGGAGAUGCGGCGUGCAAAACCGUCUGCUUCGUCUUUUACGCUGGGUUUUACAGCAGCGUCAUGUUCCUGAUGAUGAUGACCUUUCAGCGCUACUUGGCCGUGGUGUAUCCUCACUCAGACUGGGAGAAAAGACAGGGUAUUUCACUAAUCCCCAUCCUGGGUUGGGUGGUGAGCAUCGGUGCGGCAUUGCCAGCCCCAAUCUACAGCUCUGUCAUAGCUAAUCCAAAAGAUGAUUCCCAACUCUACUGUGAGUACAAUUCCAGAGAGGCAUACCUUGCACUUACGUAUGAACAGAACUUGUUUUUUGUUUUCGCCUUUUUGUUCAUGGGUUUUUGCUACAUAAGCAUCCUGCUGACCAUCGUCAAUAAAGGAACGAAGAAAAGACGCUGUACUAUCAAACUCAUUUUCUGCAUUAUUGUCAUGUUCUUUCUUGGCUGGGCUCCUUAUAACCUGGUGAUUUUCUUACAAACAUUAACCUAUCUUAAUGUCAAGUAUUUCACAGACUGUGAGGUCACGCAUCACCUCGACUAUGCCGGAUACGUCUGUAAAUUUUUGGCGUUUUCUCACUGCUGCUUUAAUCCUGUGCUUUAUGUUUUCGUUGCUGUGAAAUUCAGAAAUGAUCUAAAGGAGAUUCUGCAGAAGAUUUUUUAAAGCUCAACCAACACGAGUACACCACAGACACGAACCACAGCUCCACUUCCCUUCAUACACAGUGGCCUACAAAUACGGCUGUACCAAUACUCACACCCGCACUUCCAUGUUUACAGUCACUGGGCUUCUGAUUCCUGCACUGAUUCAUAAUUACACACCCUCACAGUCCACCUUUAUAAGCCACUCGUAUGAUUUUUAUUCUUGCUCUGCCAUGGUUUUGAUCUUGUUUACCCUCUGUUAUCCAUUUUGUUGAUCACGUGACCCUCGCAUGUUAUCAUUUUGAGAUUUGCUUACAUUUUGGAUUUGUCUGCAUGGUUCAAUAAAUAUCACACUGACCUUAUAUAACAUUGUGUCACAGUGUUCCAAUGUAUUUGUUCACAGAAAUUUGCCAAACCAGUUAAAUCGCAACCUUUUUUGCCAACUUUGUAGCCAGAAAAAUGUCCAGUUGCUGAUGAAGACUAAGGAUGGCUCUCUGAGGUCACUGACCCCCAUUUGUAGGGUUCUGAUGACGAGCAUUUACAUUUAAAUAUUCCUUCAAAGCAUAUACGAUUCUCUGGGAAUCCCAAAUGCUCCACCUUUUUUACACAUUUGUGGUUUGAAUUUUCAAAAUCUGCUGUACAAAUUUCAUGUCCGAAUACUAGCCUCAGCUCCCAAGCUCGGAAGUGUAGCUAUCAGAAAUGACACUGUUUCUAUUAGAACAUAUGCUAGCUAUCAUUGUCCAAUGUUAGCUUUCUGUAAUUUCCUGUAAGGCCAUUCCAGGGAUGUGAAAUGGUGGAACUGUCC